Syngnathus typhle (broad-nosed pipefish) is the source of this 4240-nucleotide messenger RNA. Its product is annotated as lysine-specific demethylase RSBN1L-like. The record is from RefSeq and is a predicted model, not a curated record. NCBI's taxonomy places the organism in Eukaryota, Metazoa, Chordata, Actinopteri, Syngnathiformes, Syngnathidae. Gene Ontology annotation, cellular component: nucleus. The coding region runs from base 32 to 3157 and encodes 1041 amino acids. The transcript has 8 exons.
CGUCUGGCCGUAAAAAAUAGAAACUUCCAAGAUGGCCGAGUCCGUGGACUCCAUGCAUUUCGCAGCGAACAGCCAAACAAAUUCCCCCCAAUCGCUGUUAGCUAAACGGCCGCCGGGGAUCCGACCGCAGUCUUCCAGCGACAUUCACCCGCCUCCCCCAAAGAAGGUCCGCGUGGAGGAGAAGCGACCCAAGCACCGGAAAGUCAACGGAGAGGUGUGCGCAGGGGAAAAACACAACGGGAAACCGAGUUUUGAGAGCCCAGCGAAAUGGAGUUUCGGCCCGGGCAAGGCGAGCAACUCCGCCGCCCCCACCGCCACCGCGGUGGUGGUGCCAGGAGCAGCAGCGACUCCCGCACGAAAAAUAUUCAAAAUAAGCAACUUCCUCGCCUCGCCGUCUAAAGAAAAACGGGCAAAAGAGAAGCGGCAUAGAGAAAAAAGCGGCGAAGCGCAGCGCAGUUCGGCCGCGGCUGUGGAGAAAGUCAGCCCCGCUAGCUGCUAUACAAAGACCGAGAACGGCGACAUGAAGACGCCACAGAGAGAUCAUAACAGCAAAGACAAGGAGCGAGACAGCAAGAAGGAAAGGAGCAGCAAAGAGUGGAAAAACCACAAAUUGCCGCCAGAACGUGACAUCUCAAAGGAAAACGGGGAGGUGGUGUUCCCUCUUCAGAGGGAGCCCAAGGACAAGCCCAAAGCCAGCUCCCAAGAAGACCUCUUGCUCAAGAAGCUGAAGAAGAAAAAGAAAAAGAAGCACAAAGACGGCGAACGAGCCAAAGAGAGACACGGCCGCCCUAAAAUGUACCACCGCUCGUGCCAGACUGUUUAUUCCGGAGUCUCUCUCGGACUGGCCGAGUUCCUCAGCCGAAUCAACGGCAACAGCGGAAGUGGCACGGGGCUACUUCACAGCACGCAGCGCCAGGACCCGCCUUCCUUACCCGCCAUGCUCAGAGACGGAUUGGGCUACAGCUCACCGCUCCACUGCACGCCCAUGCCGAGUCUGCCAGGGCUGGAGUUCGGCCACCUCAUCCACGUGGAGAUGCAGGCUAAUGGCGGCGCGUCUGUCGCGCACGCCUACAGCGAGCAGCUCUCGGCCCUGUCGCCGGCCGAGAUGCAGCGCUUCGCCCAGGAGUUUGUCACCCUGUCGUUCAGCGAGGAGGAAGCCCAAGCGGCGUGUUUUGUUAUGGGCAUCAUCCACGGAGCGGCGUCCUACCUCCCGGACUUCCUGGAUUACUUCUCCGACAAGUUCCCCAACGCUCCGGUCAAGAUGGAGGUGCUCGGGAAGAAGGACAUCGAGACCACCACCAUGGCCAACUUCCACACUCAGGUGAAGCGGACAUACUCCCAGGGAACGUACCGGGCCGGGGCCAUGCGGCAAGUCAGCCUGGUGGGCGCCGUGGAUGAGGAAGUCGGCGACUACUUCCCUGAGUUCAUCCGCAUGUUGGAGGACUCUCCCUUUCUGGAGCGGACUCUGCCUUGGGGAACCUUCUCCAGUCUGCGGCUGCAGAGCCCCACGGAAAGUGACGACGGCCCCAUCAUGUGGGUCCGACCUGGAGAACAGAUGAUCCCCAUGGCAGAUAUGCCCAAGUCUCCCUUCAAGAGGAAAAGGUCUACCAACGAGAUCAAGAACCUGCAGUACCUCCCGAGAGCCAGCGAGCCCCGCGAGAUGCUGUUUGAGGACCGGACGCGAGCUCACGCCGAUCACAUCGGACAGGGCUUCGAGAGACAGACGACUGCCGCCGUUGGCGUGCUGAAGGCUGUACGCUGCGGGGAAGAAAGCGACACACCUGCGCGCAUCACCAAAGAUGUGGUGUGCUUUCACGCCGCAGACUUUCCAGACGUGGUCAUGAGGCUGCAGCUGGACCUCCACGAGCCGCCGCUGUCUCAGUGCGUCCAGUGGAUCGACGACGCCAAACUGAACCAGCUGCGGCGAGAGGGCAUCCGCUACGCCCGCAUCCAGCUCUACCACGACGACAUCUACUUCAUCCCCAGGGGCGUCAUCCACCAGUUCAAGACGGUGUCGGCAGUCUGCAGCUUGGCCUGGCACAUCCGACUCAAGCAAUACCACCAACACGAUGUUGCGGAGGAGGAAAUAGAAAAAGGUUCACCGAGGGAUGUCACGUUGCAUAUCAAGGAGGAGCAGCUCGAGGAGAAAGUGAUGAAACUGCAGGAGGAGCUACCUUCACUGCUGCCCCGUAAGGAGGAAGAGGGGUUCCAAGCACUAAUAGAGAAGAAGGAAGAGGUGAAAAAGCAGGAGGAGGAGGAGGAGGAACCGUGUCCAGGUGAAGUUCAGGGGGAAGGAGGCGCUUUCUUGAAGCCCCUGCCAAUCAAGAAAGAGAACUGCAGUGAGGAGGAGAAGCAGCACAAGAUCGUCAAGAAGGAGCGAGGGCAGUGGGAAAAGGAAGACAGGAGUAAAGAGGAGAAGGAGAGGAGUAAAGAAGAGGACAGGAGUAAAGAGGAGAAGGAGAGGAAUAAAGAGGAGAGGGAAAGGAGUAAUGAGGAGAAGACUCAAGAGGAGAAGGAAAGGACGAAAGAGGAAAAGGACAGGAAUAGAGAGGAGAAGGAAAGGAGUAAAGAGGAGAGGAAGGACAAGAGUAAAGAUCGAGAUCGGAAGCAUAGAAUAAAGGAUAAGGAGAGGGAGAAGGUCAAGACUGACGUCAUGGCGAUGAUGAAGAAGAAGGACAAGGAGGGCGGAGGAGGAGCCGCUGUCUCGCUUUUGUCACUCAACUCGCGACUCGAGGAGAUGCGAGAUGGCUGCAAACACAAAUCAUCGCAAGGUAAGAAGGAGAAGAGCUGCCACCGGUCAGAUGCUUCCACGCCCAAAUCUGACGCACCCAAGUCAGACCCCAAAGCCUCGCCCAACAAACCGGCUCAGCUCAGGAGAGACGGUAAGAAAGAGGAGCCCAAGAAGCCACCCAGGACGCUCAUCACGUUUGAUCUCUUCAAGCCCAUGGAGGCCCACCAGACGCUGGCGCUUUCUUUUAAAACCCACCACCAUCACCACCAACACAGCAACACCAAGCCCGCAGACAACCGGACACUGGUUCCCUUCAAGGGAACCAAAGUGAAAAGUGGGCCGGCACUUUCGGACUCUCAAACGCAGCAGCAGCAGCACUCGGCGCUUAAGCAGACUCUCAAAACUCACAAAGACUUCCUUGUAUGAAUGUCAGCCGUUUGGUUACUAUUACACGCGCACACACACAAACAUCCACUCAGAAAAAGAUUUUCGAUGCGAACCUAAAAUGCACUGGGACUUUCAAACUAGGUCAAUUUAACUUGAGCCAAGUGAACUCAUGUCCAAGUUGAAUAUGACAUAUUUGAUCCGUGAACAUUUUGAAGGAUUUCCCACUCGUAUGCCUUUCUGUGACUCCUCCAGUCUCUGUUGCAACCUGCUGAUGAAGUUCAGUCGCCUCUUCCCAAGACUGAUAGUCACAGAAAGGCAUGAAAGUAGACAUCCUUGGAAACUGUUGGGAAUUUUGCCAUUAAAUUCCUUGUUCCGUAGCAGCAAAUUAUGCCAAAUGUAGCGGAACUUUGAACAGUUUUCCACCUGGUGCAUUUCAUCUCUUAAGUUUUACUUCAAUAUAGGCCAAACCUUUUGUGGCUUUUACACAAGCAAGAUCCACUCCAACAUAUUCAAACAGGAGAAGACGAAUGUGAGCUAAGUGUCUCGCCUUGCAUUUUAUGUUGGAGAAUGUAUGCUGGCGUUUGUCAGUGCGUGCUCACUACUUUCUUUUUUCUCUUUUUUUAAUAGCUCCUACAGAUGGUACAAAACCCAUUCAUUUCUAAGCGACCUCUCUCUCUCUCUGUCACACAUACACACACCAAAAUGAAAUGGCUACAUUAUAAUGAGCUACUGAAUCACUUUUGCAGUUUUUAAAUGUUCUCAGUUUCAAGCACCCAAAGGGUGAUGCGUUUUUUUUUUCUUUUCUUCAGACAAGACUUCCAAACCAACACCAACCGAGCUGUAAAUUAUUCUGUAUGUACCAAAAAGUGUACAGCAUAAAUAGAUGUUAUCAGCAUCCACGUGAGGAAAUGUAUACAGAAAUUGCAUAUAUUUUUUUGUAAGACGAGUUUUAUUUUCCAUAGAACUUAUUUAUAUCAUUUAACUGUCUUGUUUUUAUUUGAGGCCAACGUACAUGAACAACGUUGUUCUUUUUUUAAGUGUAAAUACAUUUUAUUUCCUAAGAUAAGACCUGGUAGUGUGAUUUAUAUACUGAUUGGAACCUCAAUAAAUGGUUCAAAAGCA